Molecule: messenger RNA, 2760 nt
Organism: Prunus armeniaca (apricot)
Lineage: Eukaryota; Viridiplantae; Streptophyta; Magnoliopsida; Rosales; Rosaceae
Source: the annotation of a GenBank genome assembly
AUGGGAGCGGCCCCAACACGAUCUACAGCCGUAGAGGGGGGUUCAGCUUCUGCUCUUGAACCACCUAAAGGUCCAGAUGCAGAGGAGAAUACGAUCGUCGAAGCUAUCAACGGCUCGGGCGGAACCCAGCCCGGUCCAGGGGGGGCCGGUCGAGGGAGCUCUGUUGGUGAUGUGGGUAGCAGUAGGGUAGGUGAAGUGGUCAAGACUCAGGUGGUUGAGCCCAAAAGUUCGACUGAGAGAAGUUUUGGGGACCUGAAUGUUGGUCUCUCGGAUACUGAGGAGGGUGGGCUUGUAGAGUCGAGUUUGCUGAAACUGAGAGGGGGUGAGGGUAGUGUUGAAAAGUUCGAGUCUUUUUCGAGUAAGGAGAAAAAGGCGGUGACGGAUGCUACUAUGGCUAUGGCUGGUGUGAACGGAGGGGUUGAAGAAAAUGGGAGUUCUUUGGAUGAAUUUGAAGAAGACCAAGAUGGGAAACAUGAGAUCAUUGAGGGUAAGACUGGUGUGAACGGAGGAAGGGCUGAAGAGAAUGAUAGUUUUUUGGAUGAGAUUGAGGAAGACCCAGAUGGGAAACCUGAGAUCACUGAGGACAUGGGUGACGAGGGACAUGAGUUUUCUGUGGGAGAUUUUGUGUGGGGUAAGAUUAAGAGCCAUCCAUGGUGGCCUGCCCAGAUUUGUGAUCCUUCUGAUGCGUCGGAGUAUGCAGUGAAAUUGAAAUAUAAGGACAGACUCCUUGUUGCUUAUUUUGGGGACGGCACAUUUGCUUGGUGCCAUCCGUCGCAAUUAAAACCCUUUGAGGAAAAUUUUCAGGAGAUUUCGAAGCAGAGUAGUUCCAAGGCUUUUGUUAAUGCCGUGCAGCAGGCUGUGGAUGAGAUUGGAAGACUUGUGAAGUUGAAGAUGAGUUGUGGCUGCGUAAAGAAAGAGUUUUUGAGUGAUAUUAGUCAACCCUUGGCAUUGAAUGCUGGAAUUAAGGAAGGAGUUUUUGUGCCUGAAGGGGGGUAUCAAUUGCCUGUAUUCUAUGAAGCCCAGCCAGUUCCUGGUCUUGAGGAUGAUGAGAAGGCGGUGGAAGUGCCUGUCCAAGGGCCAUUUGAAGACUGGCUUUCUUCUCCCGGAGGUGCAAAGACUGAUCAAACUGAUCAAACAUUUUCGCGAAGUUCACCCAAAAUUUUAGAGGAUAGGCAAUAUCAAAGAAGGAAGCAGAAAAGCAUUGCUGAUCUUAUGGGAGGGGAAGAUGAUAUUCAGGCGAAAACUAAGGAUGGUGGGAUUAUGGCUAAUGAGGGAGCAGUAUCAGAGAAACCAGAGCAGAAGAAGCGGAAAGGCAGUGAGAGUCAUGAUGAGAGUAAUUUGGUUUCUGAUGUAGUAAAGAGAAAGCUCAGACUCUCAAAGUCACCCACAAGCACUCUUACCAAAAAAAAUCUGAGUGUUGAAAAUGAUUGUAGUGGCAGCAAGGAAGAAAGUAAGAAGGGUCGGUUAUCAAGGAGACGGAAGAAGGAUGAGAGUUUUGGCAUGGAUAGUGAUGAUGGUAAGAUGAAAGAAGAAACUGGCGACAGCCCUCUUUCAAGAGAAGGGGAAUUGCGCAGUGGUGGUUUACAAAGUGAUAUGAAAGACCAAAUUGACAACCGCCCCUUGUCGAGGGAAAGGAAAAAGAGCAAGUACUUGUCCCCUCCUUUCACAAAUCUUAACAUGGUGAAAAGGAUGCGAGACAUAGAAAUAGAAUCUGAAGUUUCUAAUGAAACUCAGUCAGGGGAGCGGGCUACUUCUAACCUUAUUGGGUCCCCUCAUAUGUUGAAUUGCUGCACGGAGAAAUUAAAGAAGAAACACACUACAGAACUCAGUCCUAAAGCACCAGCAGAAGAUGAGGAGAAGAGCAUUGAUCCAAUGAAAGCUAAUGCAUCAGCGAGUCUAGUGCUAUCUGAACUCCGCUCUGCAGCUCUUAAUCCAUCAUAUCCAAUCAAAAGGAAAUCCUUUGAGAUUUUUAGGGACUUUAUGGCCACAUUCAGAGACUCAAUUUAUCGCAAUGGCUCCAACUACGAACUUUACAAGAACCGCCAACCUCAUAGGAAGAGAAAGAAUAUAAUAUCUGAGCCUGGGUCACUGGGGAAAGACCGAAGUCAAACCGCAGACAAUCUACCUGACAGUGAAUCUGGGCACAAGAAAAUCAAGAAGAGCUCUGAUAAGCCUAUAGGAAAGCAUGCUGCUGGAACACCAGAUUUGAAGACAAGGCGGAAGAAGAGGGACGAGAAAGCUUCACCUGCAUCCCUUUUUGUGACAUUUGGCCCUGGUUCCUCUCUGCCCACGAAAGCUGAUCUUAUCAAGAUAUAUAGUAAAUUUGGAGAGCUGAAUGAAAUGGAAACUGAGAUGUUCUACAACAAUUUCUGCGCUCGGGUUUCCUUCUUAAGGAUCUCUGAUGCGGAAGAAGCCUUCAACCAUUCGCAAAAUGACAGUCCCUUUGGAGCUUCCAAUGUCAACUUCCGGCUCCACAAUCUCUCGGCUGCUUCAAAGGUUCGUGAACUGAGUGAAAUAUCCAAUUCUCCUCCAGCUAAGUCCAGGGGUAAGACCAAAAGUCAGCCAGUAGGAACAUACUCACAGCCCCCUGUUGAUGGUGAGGCGUCACAACUCGACUUCAUUAGACAUAAACUUGAGAAGUUGACCUCAAUGCUGGACAAUUCGGAUGGGAAAGUGUCAGCUGUAACGAAAUCCAAGUUGGAGAGUGAGAUAAAAGAGUUAUUGGAGACGGUAAGCACAAUGGUUGAAUCUUCAUCUUAG